AUGGUGCGGAUACGUGCCAGCUUUGGCAUCCACAGCGAUGACUAUCUUCGCUCAGUCGGGCCUGAGCAGCUGCUGGGCAACAUGGUCUUGGGCAACUUGUCCUCCCUGUCGGAGCUGUCCUCUGAGGGCAAGAGUGGCGCCUUUUUCUACUACACAUCGGACGGGCGCCUUGGCUGCCGCAGUUCAGACUUUUGUCAAAAGGUGGUCGGAGCAUUUCGAUUGUCCGUAGGCACCAUGGCAAAGAGCGGUUCUGUUUCCGAGAGCUGCAAUGGGUGUCGUCCACGCAGCCGAGGAAAUACAUGA
This is a messenger RNA of Symbiodinium necroappetens, 303 nucleotides long. The record is from the annotation of a GenBank genome assembly. NCBI's taxonomy places the organism in Eukaryota, Dinophyceae, Suessiales, Symbiodiniaceae.